CAUUGGAUUCAGUUGGAUUUUCCAACGCAAUAAUACACAGACUAUAUGUCUAAAUAAUUGAAGCUUUAUCUAAUAAAUUUUUUCUAUUAAUAUGUGGGCAGACACUAUCUUAAUUGUAUUUAUUAGUGUCUGUACAGCUUUAUUAGGAGAAGGUUUGACAUGGUUAAUGGUUUAUAGGACGGAAAAAUAUCAAAAAUUGAAAGCUGAAGUAGAGAAACAAAGUAAAAAACUGGAAAAGAGAAAGGAAGCACAUGGGGAUUCAUUGGAUAAGCAACAGAAGAAAAAAAUUGAACGAGAGGAAGAACGAUUAAAAAAUAACAAUAGGGAUUUGUCUCUCGUGAAGAUGAAAUCAAUGUUUGCAAUUGGAUUUGCAUUUACUGCUCUUCUUAGCAUGUUUAAUAGUAUAUUUGAUGGAAGAGUUGUAGCAAGGUUGCCUUUCAUUCCAAUCAGUUGGAUACAGGGUUUAUCACACAGAAAUCUUCCAGGCGAUGAUUAUACAGAAUGUUCAUUUAUCUUUCUGUAUAUACUUUGCACUAUGAGUAUUAGACAGAAUAUUCAAAAAAUGCUUGGAUUUGCUCCAUCUAGAACUGCAAGUAAACAAAGUGGAAGUAUUUUUGGACCUCCACCUCAACAAUUUAAAUAAAUUUAGAAAAAUAGUGAAUACAUUAUUUAAUAAUGCAUGAUGAUUAUGUAAUUAUAAUGUAAAUUUUGAUGAAUUUUUCUACAAUGCUUACUUUUUUAGUUGACAAGUGACUAACACUAAAAGAUAUUGUUUAGUAUAUAUUAAAGUGAAAAUACAAAAUUUAAUGUAUUCUCAAUG
Hylaeus volcanicus is the source of this 820-nucleotide messenger RNA. Its product is annotated as calcium load-activated calcium channel. Lineage: Eukaryota; Metazoa; Arthropoda; Insecta; Hymenoptera; Colletidae. The record is from RefSeq and is a predicted model, not a curated record. Gene Ontology annotation, molecular function: calcium channel activity. The transcript has 4 exons. Gene Ontology annotation, cellular component: endoplasmic reticulum; endoplasmic reticulum membrane; cytoplasm. The coding region runs from base 92 to 643 and encodes 183 amino acids. Gene Ontology annotation, biological process: endoplasmic reticulum calcium ion homeostasis.